Marasmius oreades (fairy-ring Marasmius) is the source of this 375-nucleotide messenger RNA. RefSeq lists its product as uncharacterized. The coding region runs from base 1 to 375 and encodes 124 amino acids. The transcript has a single exon. The record is from RefSeq and is a predicted model, not a curated record. NCBI's taxonomy places the organism in Eukaryota, Fungi, Basidiomycota, Agaricomycetes, Agaricales, Marasmiaceae.
AUGCCGACCCUCACCCACCUCUCCAUCGACGAAAGUUGGCAUGCGUUGCGUCCCGGCGUUAAACCCCCUCCACCGCAAAACCCGAUUGUCACGACAACUUUUCUAGAACAUUUCAUCGUCAACCCAGGCGACAAACGCUCUCGUGACUUCCUUCCCCGACUAACAGACCUAACCCUCACUGUUUUCCCACUCGAACCCUCCGACCAGCAAGCGUUAGAGCGUACGCUGGCCUCCAGAGUCACUACUCUACGAGCACUCGUCCUCACCGUCCUGGUAUCAAACGAGGUUGAAUGCAAGUCAGAUUAUGAUUCGAUAACGUGUUUCAGAGCUGCCGGAACGCGAGUUCAUUGUUCGUUUCAAGUGACUAGUGUCUGA